Molecule: messenger RNA, 3399 nt
Organism: Larimichthys crocea (large yellow croaker)
Lineage: Eukaryota; Metazoa; Chordata; Actinopteri; Sciaenidae
Gene: gga3b
Product: golgi associated, gamma adaptin ear containing, ARF binding protein 3b
Exons: 17
Coding region: 53-2158 (701 amino acids)
Biological process (GO): protein localization to cell surface; Golgi to plasma membrane transport; intracellular protein transport
Cellular component (GO): trans-Golgi network
Molecular function (GO): small GTPase binding; ubiquitin binding; phosphatidylinositol binding
Source: RefSeq, a predicted model, not a curated record
CUCUCGCGCGCACACACGUUUGGCGGUGACAUCACGCGAUGUUUUCAGUGCUAUGGCGUACCAGGAAGGGGAGUCGCUUGAAUCCUGGCUCAAUAAAGCCACUCAUCCGACAAACAGGCAGGAGGACUGGGAGUACAUCAUAGGCUUCUGUGAUCAGAUCAACAAAGAGCUGGAAGGUCCUCAGAUAGCUGUAACUCUGCUCGUCCACAAAAUCCACUCACCUCAGGAAUGGGAAGCUCUUCAAGCUCUGACAGUAUUGGAGGCAUGCAUGAAGAACUGCGGGAGGAGGUUUCAUAACGAAGUCGGAAAAUACAGAUUUUUGAACGAGCUGAUUAAAGUGGUGUCUCCGAAGUACAUGGGUGACACUGCACCUGAGAAGGUGAAGCUGAAGAUCGUAGAGAUGUUGUACAGCUGGACGGUGGCUUUCCCAAACGAAGCCAAGAUCAGUGAAGCCUACCAGACGCUGAGAAGACAGGGCCUCGUGACGCAUGACCCGGAGUUACCGCUGGACAGGACUCUGAUUCCUUCUCCUCCGACACGACCCAAACAUCCGGUGUUUGACAACGAGGACAUGGGCAAGCUGCUUGCUGAGCUUCUCCGGAGUAAAAAUCCAGAGGACCUCCAGGAAGCCAACAGGUUAAUCAAAAACAUGGUGAAAGAGGACGAGGCUCGAGUGCAUAAGGUUACGAAGCGUAUACACACACUGGAGGAGGUGAACAUCAACGUCAAGUUGCUGACGGAGAUGCUGACCCAUUACAAUAAAGACAGCUCCACUGAGUCAGACAAGGAGAUCAUUAAGGAACUUUACGAGCGGUGUGACAAGCUGAGGCGCGCUGCUUUCAAAAUGGCCACUGAGACAGAGGACAAUGACGCCAGUUUAGGUGAGAUCCUGCAGGCGAGCGAUGACCUCUCCAGGGUCAUCAACUCCUACAAGAAGAUUGUUGAGGGGCAGCCCAUCAACGGCGACAGUGAAGAGCCUCCGUCCACAGCUGAUCACAGGGAGAGUGCAGAGACCACAGAUACGCUGAUCGACCUCGCUGGCCUUGACACUCCAAGCCCCCCUCAACCUGCUGCGCUUCCCUCUCAGACCUUAAAUCUCAUCUCCACCAAUCCCACGAUUUCCCCCAUCCCCGUCCUGCCUCCUCCUCCCAAACACCUGGCCGGCUCUCAUGGCAGUCAGAGCAGCAGCCCGAGCCACCCGCCCCUCGACAAGGCCUCCACUGCACUCUCUCUCCUCGACGAUGAGCUGCUGUCUCUAGGACUGAACGACCCCCCUACCUCCCUGAGCAACCAAUCAAAACCCAAGUUGAGCGAAUUGUCCAAUCAGUGGACUUCCCUGCAGGCUCCAGCCUCGAGUGUGGAUUUGUUUGCCACUGUGGCAUGUUCAGGUCCAGUGGUGGCUCCAGCUGAGCCAGCUGCUGCCACACACUCUCUCCAGAACCUGCAAGACCUGGCCAUGAUGGGCUUUUCAGAUCCCAAGAGUUUGUCCAGCCAGAUGACGGCCAGAGGAAGCAGCUUCGGGAUGCCUGCAGCAGUACCUCCCCUCUUGCCCGGGGGCUGUCCCUCCUCACCCUCUCUACUCCAGAGUACAAUGCCCGGCUCUCCCGCUCUAUCUCAUGCCAAAGCCCAGAGCCUGAGCUCAGCCCCGGGCAGCCCGCUGUUCCGCUCUCUGUCCCCCUGCCACCCUCCCCUACAGGGCAGCCCGGCCAGAGCCACAGACAUCUCCCUGAGCAAUGUGCACAUCCCUCUGGAGGCCAUCAGACCGAGUAAAGUGCUGCCCGUGACGGCCUACGAUAAGGACGGCGUUCGCAUGCUCCUCAACUUUGCGUCUGACUGCCCCCCCGGCAGGCCUGAUGUGUUGGUAAUGGUGGUGUCCAUGCUCAAUACGGCACCGCUGCCUGUUAACAAUGUGGUGCUGCAAGCCGCUGUCCCCAAGUCGAUGAAGGUGAAGCUGCAGCCCCCAUCUGGAACAGAACUGGCGCCGUUUAACCCCAUCCUACCUCCAGCCUCCAUCACCCAAAUCAUGCUGCUGGCCAAUCCAGCAAAGGAGAAGGUGCGUCUGCGCUACAAGCUGGCUUUCACACUCGGAGACCGCCUGUGCAACGAGGUUGGAGAGGUGGACCAGUUUCCUCCACAAGAGACAUGGGGUCAUCUAUAGCAGCGUGCACGGCUGCUCGCGCUCAAGCAGGGACAGAACGGUUCAUCCCAGAGAGAAAGGAAGGGAAAUUCAGCCGCACUCUACCUUUCAGCUUCACAUUCCUUAUAGCCGUUCUUUGUUUUUGUUUUUUUCUGGGUAUUGUUAGAACUGGCAGCGAGAAGCUAACAGCAGACACUUAUUUACACAGUGCUUGUUUCUGCAGACCGCUAACAAACUAAAGAUAUACACUGGCAAGUAAGACAGCUGCUGCGUUUAAAGGUCGAUGGUAUAUUGAGAUUGAGAUUUUAGUGACUACUAGAGUUUUUGAAUGUACUAUAAAUAAUCAGUGCAUUAGUCUCAGACUGACAGGAUGCAUUAUGACAUAAGGUCUUAUGAUAAAUAACCUCAAAGAUAACGGAGCCUGAGAGACAACAGUCGUGUUUUUAAUUAUUCCUCUGGCUGAGCACUCGCUCUGCCCGCAGACAGUAUACUUGAAUAUGUUCAGAAACAGGAUCUAGUCGACGUGAAGUAAGAUGUCACGUUGUCAUUGCUGCAGGAGGAUAGGUUGACUUUAUUUAUUUCAUGAUUAUUUCACACAUCAAACUUUUGACAUGAUUAAGUGACCUGUGAUCAGUACUACUUAAUUUAGCCUUGUUUUAGAGUAGUGGACCAACAAUGUUUGAUUUUGUGUUGUAAAGGCAAACAAUUGCACUUUAGAUGGUUUUUUUUAAUUAUUGUUAUUAUAAAUAUGUGGUUUUAUUUGAUGUGAUUUAUUUUAUAUUUUGAAAAAAAGGUGAUUAGCUCAGAUUGUCAUGAUUUUAGCAGUGGCUCAUUUCUGUUCUGUAUUUUAAACAUUAACUCUUCUACCAGUGUCAAUAUUGGGAGUAUUUUUUUUCUCAUUUCUUAUUUUCUGUUUUCGUGUUUCAGUGCAUCACUGAACUUUAGAAAAUGUGAACUGAAAAAAAAUCUAAAUUUGGAAAUAACUCGUGCAGUGUGCGCAGCAGUGGGAGAGAGUGGAACUGUGCCGUGAGUAAAUUCAUCAUAAAGCAGUUCACACGAUCCUCCCUUAGUUCUCAACUCGACGUCAUGUGGGAUGUACAGAAGUGUGUUAAAUGUACAUAGUAUGUAAUGUACUCAUUGUUUGUUGUAUGGCGAGUUAUGUGAACAUGUGACAUGUAGAUUCUGAGAGAGUGUUAGGUCUGUACAUACUGUAUGAUGUGCCAUGUGUUCGCUGCAUGACAAUAAACAUUUCUGUUAAUGGA